UUUAGCCGUUUGUGGUGGCCAUCUGUGGGAAACUAAGAUCCAAGAGAUUUGUAAUUUUGUAGGAAAAUUAAGAAAUCACAGCAAGUCUUUUUUUUUUAGCCGUGUUUGAGCGUGUCUAUCAGCUGAUUUCUUGGAAAAACGCUAACCUUUUACCAAGUUCCAAGUUCAUAAUUUAAUAUUAUAAAUUCAAAUUCACUGUGUCUUACAAACUACAACAUUACCUAUUUUAAUAUAAUAAUUUAGCUAGGACUACGUGACUUCGCAGCCGAACACCAUGGCAGCAUCCAGCAAUCCGUAUGACAAACUACUGAAGACCCUGAGCAUCAAUGGGAAAUCCUUUAAAUAUUAUGAUAUUGGUUUACUUGGUGAUAAAUAUGAGCGUCUACCCUUCAGCAUCAGGGUACUCCUGGAGUCGUGCGUGAGGAACUGCGAUAACUUCCAGGUGCUGGAGAAGGAUGUGAACAAUGUCCUCAACUGGGAAUCGAACCAGAACGUCGAUGGCGGUGUGGAGAUAGCGUUCAAACCAGCCCGCGUCAUAUUACAGGAUCUGACCGGAGUACCAGCGGUGGUGGACUUCGCAGCGAUGCGCGACGCGGUCAAGACCCUGGGCGGUGACCCGGACAAGAUCAACCCCAUCUGUCCGGCCGACCUGGUCAUAGACCAUUCCGUGCAAGUUGAUUUUGCUAGAGUACCUGACGCGUUGGCCAAAAACCAGGAGUUGGAAUUUGAGAGGAACAAAGAGAGAUUCCAGUUUUUGAAGUGGGGUGCUCAGGCGUUUGACAAUAUGUUGAUAGUGCCGCCGGGGUCGGGAAUAGUGCAUCAGGUGAAUCUGGAAUACUUGGCCCGCGUGGUGUUCACCGGUGAUGUCCUCCACCCGGACUCUGUGGUGGGGACGGACAGUCACACCACCAUGAUCAAUGGUUUGGGGGUGGUUGGGUGGGGUGUUGGAGGUAUAGAAGCAGAAGCGGUGAUGCUCGGCCAAGCUAUAAGCAUGCUGCUGCCCAAAGUAGUGGGGUACAAGUUGGUGGGGGAGUUGGAUCCCCUCACCACCUCCACUGACUUGGUGCUGACCAUCACCAAGCACCUCCGCUCGCUUGGCGUGGUGGGUAAAUUCGUGGAGUUCUUCGGCCCAGGCGUGGGCGCGCUCAGCAUCGCGGACAGAGCCACGGUCGCCAACAUGUGUCCUGAGUUCGGGGCUACGGUGGCACACUUCCCCGUCGACGAGCGCUCGCUGCAGUACUUGAGCCAGACCAACCGAUCCCCGGAUAAGAUUAAGAUCAUAGAGGAGUACCUCCGAGCUACCAAGCAGUUCAGAGACUACAGCAACCCAGCCCAGGAUCCUGUUUUCUCAGAGGUGGUGGAGCUGGACCUGUCGACCGUGGUGACGUCAGUAAGUGGACCCAAGAGACCGCAGGACCGGGUGUCAGUCGCCGUCAUGAAGAAGGACUUCCAAGAGUGCCUCACCAACAAGGUGGGCUUCAAAGGCUACGGGCUGUCACCAGCCCAGCUGCAGGCUUCCGGCAGCUUCUCGUUCAGCGACGGGAAGUCGUACAGCAUCACCCACGGCUCCGUCAUCAUCGCCGCCAUCACCAGCUGCACCAACACGUCCAACCCCAGCGUCAUGCUGGGCGCCGGUCUCCUGGCCAAGAAGGCGGUGGAAAAUGGUCUCUCUGUACUUCCUUACAUCAAGACAUCUCUUUCACCCGGAUCUGGAGUGGUCACUUAUUACUUGAGGGAAUCUGGAGUGGUGCCGUACCUGGAGAAGCUUGGCUUUGACAUCGUGGGCUACGGCUGCAUGACCUGCAUAGGGAACUCCGGGCCCAUAGACGAUAACAUCGCCAACACUAUAGAGAAGAACGAGCUGGUCUGCUGCGGAGUUCUGUCAGGGAACAGGAACUUCGAGGGUAGAAUCCACCCCAACACCAGAGCCAACUACCUGGCGUCGCCUCUGCUGGUCAUCGCGUACGCGCUCGCCGGCACCGUGGACAUCGACUUUGAGAAACAGCCCUUGGGCACUCGCGCGGACGGCUCGGGCGUGUUCCUGCGCGACAUCUGGCCCACCAGAGCGGAGAUACAGGAGGUGGAGAACAAACAUGUCAUCCCCGGGAUGUUCAAAGAGGUAUACGCGAGGAUAGAAGAAGGAUCCCCCUCGUGGCAAGCUCUGGACGUGCCACAAGGCAAGCUGUACGGCUGGGACCCCAACUCCACAUACAUCAAGAGACCGCCAUUCUUCGACGGCAUGACCAAGGAUCUGCCAGCAAUCCGCAGUAUAGAGAACGCGCGUUGUCUCCUCCUGUUGGGUGAUUCGGUGACCACUGACCACAUCUCCCCCGCCGGCUCCAUCGCCAGAAACUCCCCCGCCGCCAGGUUCCUCGCUGACAGGGGGUUGACACCGCGCGAGUUCAACUCGUACGGCUCGCGGCGCGGCAACGACGCGAUCAUGUCCCGCGGCACGUUCGCGAACAUUCGCCUCGUCAACAAGAUGGCGCCCUCCCCCGGCCCGCGCACAGCACACCAGCCCUCGCAGCAGGUCAUGGACAUAUUCGACGCGGCCGACCGGUACGCAAAAGAGAACGUGCCUUUAAUAGCUAUAGUGGGCAAAGACUACGGCUCGGGCUCCAGCAGGGACUGGGCCGCUAAGGGACCCUUCCUAUUGGGUAUCAAAGCGGUGAUAGCGGAGUCCUUCGAGCGCAUCCACCGCUCCAACCUGGUGGGGAUGGGCAUCAUGCCGCUGCAGUUCCUGCCGGGAGUCAACGCGGAGUCGCUCGGCCUCACCGGCUCCGAGGUGUUCUCCAUCCGAGUGCCGGAGGACGUGGCGCCGCAGCACCUGCUCACUGUGCAGGUGGACAACGGAAAAUCAUUCCAAGUCAAAGUCCGCUUUGACACCGAAGUCGAUUUGACGUACUUCAAAAAUGGUGGCAUCCUCAACUAUAUGAUUAGGAAGAUGUUGUAAAUACAUUGUAACAUUUUGAGUAGAUUUUUAACUUUUUAUUUAAAGAUAUUCAAAAUUUGUACAAUGAUUGUUUAUUUUUUAUUUUUUAACAAGCUUUUACAUGCUGUUUGCAAUUGUUUCCUUUAUAUACAUUUACAUUUGGUACUUAUAUUUGAUUGUAAAUUAUGAAAUAACACACUGCAUUUUAUAAAACGAACGAAGUGAGCAAAGCUGUAUAAAAGCUUGUUUGAAAAUUAAAAUUUUAUUAUAUGGAUUUUAGGGGUGUAUUUAUAAAAUAUAGGUUGUAUUUGUAUAUGUUAUGGGUUAGCAAUAAAUACUAUUCACAAAAUUCCCUGUAUUGAUAUAAAAAUAUAUGGAUUAAAUGGAGGUUAUGUCUUAGUGGUUGGGGUAAACAAAUAAAUUAACUUUCACAACACUGCUGUAUGCGAUGUGAACAAAAAUAUUUUUAUUUUCUGGUUUAAGUUUCUUUUUUAGUUUAAAUAGGUACAAAAAUUAGGUAAAUUCUAGGUUCUUACAACUUCUUGUAUGGCAAAUAAUUAAUCAAUGCUCAGAACAUGCAUACUUGUUUUUUUUUAUCUCAAGGGAUCUAACUUUUAGAUAAAAAAACUCACGUUAUUCAAAAAUAUUUCGAAUGUACAUACACUUUGUAGUUUAUACGUGUUUUUUUUUAAUAUUUUCCUAUGCUGCUCGAAAAAUUGAUUCGAAUUUCAUUUCAAAAGUGCAAACUUUUUCCUUUAAUAUUUUUUUAUACAUAUACUAAACGCAAAGUGGUUUGUUUACAAUUUACUUAUUUUGUUUCUUUGUUAAAAAUACAAUAGAUAGAGAAAUAAAUACAUGAUGUUGUCAGUCAAAAGAUAUUUGGUUUUGACUUCACAACUUAUAAUGAACCGUUUUGUACUCACAUUACCUAUAAAUUAUAUUUCUUUAAUAAAAGCAAUAGAGUCUAGAGAGAGCUAAUGGAAGAUAGAUGUUAAAAUUUGGCUAAUGAAUGUAGAGACUGAAAUCGUCCGCCAAAUUAAUUAAUUCCAGUGGCGAAGGAUGGCAUUUUGACGAAGAUAAGCCGUCCCAAAUAAAAGGAAUUUCAUACCGCUGGACAGAAAGUCCUGUUACUCAUACAUCCAUACAUUUAUAUUCACAAUGUAUGGAUUUUUAAAAGGUAACCCGUCGGGAAUCAGCCUGAAUGGAUUCUUCGCCGCUGGUAAAUUCUCAAAAUUAUAGUGCAAAUAUUGGAAUAACUGAGUUCAAUACUUAAAGUAUAUGUAGUAAUGUAUUCACAAACAAUUAUGAUAACGCAUGUUUUUAUGAUUUGUUUAAAUUAGGCGGGCGUUUUCAGUCUGCUUUCAUAAGCCAAACUUUAACAUCUAUUUGACAAUUGUCAAACUUAUUUAGACAGUGGUUGUGCCUAAAGAAAACGGCAAGCAUUUUGACACCUAUUAUCGCUUUGUGUUGUUUCUUUAUACAGUCCACGCAUAAGUUGGUCUCUUUUUUGAGAGAAUGCGAUGGAUUUUAUUUAUUCGUCUAUUCACUUUUCUGUCUACGAUUCAUAUAAAAUACCAUAAAGAAGAUGGUCCAAAAUUAUAUGGAGCCCAGGAUCAGUCAUUGUAUCCUGGCGGAAAUAAAAGAAAAUAGUUUUAUUAACUAUUUUUUAAUAUAGAAAUCUACAAAUUUACUUUUUAUUUUUUUAAAUUUAUUCUUUCGUAAUAAUAUUCAUUAUCCCCCAAGAAUUGCAACAUUAAUAUGAGUAACAAUGGCGGAUUGAUGACGUUUUCAACUUAAUAGUCAUUUUGACGUUUGCGGUCAAAUGUCAUAAUUGUUUUAUGGGCGCCAUCUUGAUAUAACUCAAAAACUUGGGUUUUAAUUUUAUUUAUUUCAUUUUAUUUAGUUACAUUUAUUCACUUAUUUAUAUUUUACAAAUACCUUGUAUUUUUUGAAUUUUAAUGAUACGGGGUACAAGAGUGGACCUAAAAUGGACCAUCUCCUUUAAAAUACAAUAGCACAUAGUAAAGUUGAAAAUGAAAUACCAGAUAAUAAUUUACAUAACUUUAGGGUUUCUGUAAACUUAUAUUUAUUUUAUAGUCUGUGCUUUGCUGUUCCAUUUUUUGCAAUGUUUUACAAAAACUUAGUAUAAGAAUUUAUACCAUGUGACUUAUUUAAAUAAAAAUAUAUUUUGUUACAA
Messenger RNA from Bicyclus anynana (squinting bush brown), 5129 nucleotides. Its product is annotated as cytoplasmic aconitate hydratase. The record is from RefSeq and is a predicted model, not a curated record. Gene Ontology annotation, biological process: tricarboxylic acid cycle; citrate metabolic process. NCBI's taxonomy places the organism in Eukaryota, Metazoa, Arthropoda, Insecta, Lepidoptera, Nymphalidae. Gene Ontology annotation, molecular function: aconitate hydratase activity; 4 iron, 4 sulfur cluster binding. The transcript is spliced from 22 exons. Gene Ontology annotation, cellular component: cytosol; mitochondrion. Bases 275 to 2953 code for a protein of 892 amino acids.